UCUCAAUGGAACAUAUUUGUCUUCUUCCCUUCUCCAAACUUAUUCUUUCCCUCGCUUCUGCUUCUCCUUUUUUUCUCAAAAAACCCUAAUUGAAUCCAACAAAGAAACAAUACCCAUAUUCUUCAGAAGUGUAGUUGUAAUUUUUUCAAGCCAAAAACCCCUUUGUGCUGUUUGCAGAACCAAAAGGUCUAUCUUAUUCAAUGUGAAGAAGAAUUUUGUUCCAGUUCCAACCUUCUCUACUUCUUGUUCUUGGAGGAUAGUAAAGUAGAGGAAAAAGCGGAAAAACCCCGUCAUUUUGAUAUUUGAUUUUGAAAAAAAAAAAGGAGUAAAAGAAAGAAAAAUCUAAUUUCCCUCUGCUUUACUCUGUUUAGUUCUUAGAGGAGCUUGCCAUAGAACAAAGCUUCCAGAAUGGCAGAUCAGGUGCUGUCUAGUGCUUGCAGAGCUCUGAAUUUGCUUUUGUUCGUUAUUUUGACAUCUAAUUUGGUCAAUGUAGCUUUCGUUUCCGCCAAAUCAACUAUAGAGCCAUGUUCCAACUCCGAUUCUUGCAAUGCCCUGCUCGGUUACACUCUUUACACCGACCUCAAGGUGUCUGAAGUUGGUUCGCUCUUUCAAGUCGACCCCAUUUCGAUUCUCACUGCCAACGCCAUAGAUGUUUCAUACCCAGAUGUUGAAAAUCACAUUCUACCUUCGCAGCUCUUUAUUAAAAUCCCCAUUUCUUGUUCUUGUGUUGAUGGGAUUCGUAAAUCGGUUUCGACUCGGUACAAGACUCGCCCAUCUGACACUCUCUCCUCGAUUGCUGAUUCCAUCUACGCUGGUUUGGUCUCUUCAGAUCAGAUUCGGGAGGCUAAUUCCAUUUCGGACCCCUCUCUUCUCGAUGUUGGACAGACUCUUGUUGUGCCACUUCCUUGUACUUGCUUUAAUGGAACCGAUAAUUCGUUGCCUGCUAUUUACUUGUCUUACGUUGUUCAACCUGAAGAUACGUUAACUGGGAUUGCUUUUAGAUAUUCCACUACUAUCACUGACUUGAUGGAUGUUAAUGCCAUGGGCAAUCCAGCGAUUAAGGCUGGGGAUAUUUUGGCCGUUCCCUUGCCUGCUUGUGCAUCUAAGUUUCCUUCAUAUGCCUCUGACUUUGGCUUGAUUGUGCCCAAUGGGAGCUAUGCCAUUACGGCAAGUCAUUGUGUGCAAUGUAGCUGUGGACCAGGGAACCUCAAUAUGUAUUGCAUGCCUGCUCCUUUUGCCGUUUCUUGUUCGAGUAUGCAAUGCAAAAAUAGCAAUCUAAUGCUUGGGAACGUCACUGCACAGCAGAGCAGUGCAGGUUGCAAUGUUACAUCUUGUAGUUAUGGUGGUUUUGUAAAUGGCACCAUAUUGACGAUGUUGUCUUCGAAUCUUCAGCCUCGAUGCCCUGGGCCACAGCAAUUUCCCCCUCUUAAAGCCCCACCUACUACAGUAAGUAGGGAUAAAAAUUUUGCACCUGCACCUGCUCCUCAAUUCGAUGGCUCUGGAUCACCUGCACCCAGUUCGGGAUUGAUCCCUUCAACAACUGGUUCUCUCCCUGGACUCCCGCCAGCCAGUGGCCCCAUUGGUAGUACUUCAGGGAUGAACUCAGCGCCUUCCACUGCUUCCUCAUUGGUGAAUCCAUUAGCUAGUUUCCCUGCUGCCUUUCUGUUAUUUAUCCUCGUCAACUACAUAAUGUCAUUUUCAUUGUAAUUUUUUUCACGGCGGGUCAAUUUCAAAGGUGGGCUUUGUAUUAUUUGUGGUCUAUAUGUUUUGAGAUUUUUCUUCUGUAUGCUGGCUGUAUGUAACUGUUAUUAAUUCUUCCCUGUUAAAACUGAUGUAUGGAUGCGGCGAACUAAAGGUUUCUGGAGAUUAUUUCUUUGAUUUCUUAUAAUUCUACUGUCUUAGAAGAUACUGCACAUCA
This is a messenger RNA of Cucumis sativus (cucumber), 1918 nucleotides long. RefSeq names its product lysM domain-containing GPI-anchored protein 1. NCBI's taxonomy places the organism in Eukaryota, Viridiplantae, Streptophyta, Magnoliopsida, Cucurbitales, Cucurbitaceae. The transcript has 5 exons. The record is from RefSeq and is a predicted model, not a curated record. The coding region runs from base 409 to 1707 and encodes 432 amino acids.